Molecule: messenger RNA, 3147 nt
Organism: Vitrella brassicaformis
Lineage: Eukaryota; Vitrellaceae
Source: the annotation of a GenBank genome assembly
GUACAAGUAUCCGCUGACACGCAAGCACACUCACUGUACAGAGCCCCAUGCCCUGAACGUGUCACUGGCCCACACGAGCACCAGUCUCCUCCGCACGUCCCGCCUCUCUGUUGUCUGCUGGUGAUGGGAGCGGACCGUUCGGCACCGACGGCAGGUCGUUCAACAGCUGCUCCACCCUGCUCAACACAUAAACAGCACAUAGACAGGCUCAUGAGUACGCACACACACGGUAGGUAUGUGAGCAUGUGCACGUACCUCUGCUGUUUGUUGUCUGGCGCUUCCUGCCUUUGCGCGGCCUUGUCUUUGUGUUUGUCUUGAAUGGAUAGCUCGGCGAGCAGAUCGGCAUACUCUGACUCGAGCGCAUCGUCAGUCGCCUACAAGGACACCCACACACCCACACGGACACAUGCGAACGAUCGAUGUGCCUGCAUGCAUCUCUGACUCACUCACCCCAGCUGCAGCGAGCCGUGCGUCGGUUCCUGCCGAGAAGGCCGCACUCACCUCAGCCAAAUCGUCCUAUCGUAAUGCGCAGACACAGGUGAGACGCGUCCAGAUCGACCGACAGACACGAAUGUCCAUACCUGUACAUCUGCAGCGUUGUCCAUGGCAGUCAUGACGCGAUCGCGGUCACUGACGGUGGAAAAACAGACCGAUAGACAUACAGGCGAAUACAUGUGGUGACACCUGCACGUACGUCGCAGUCACUCACAUGGUGCUUGCAGUGGCUUGUGUGGUCGUCUCCAGCAUGGCCGUCACGGUGCUCAGCGACACCGCGGCAUCACGCUGCAACAUGCACUGAGACACCUGCACACACACACAGCAACAGGAGUGCUACGUAUGUGGGACGGGAAUGCGAUCAUUUAUGUGUGUGAGUGAGGUGUGGGAACAGUACGGUGAGCAGUUGAUUUUUGAUUUUGGUCAGUUCCGCUGCGAUCAUGUUGCGACGCUUCAACUCGACCAGGGCCACUGCAUGACACUCAUACGUGCCGCAUGUGCCGCAUGGAUGUAAGCAGACACAUAUGGAAGCGUUGCGUACGCUGCUUGUCGUAUUUGAGCAGCCUGCGGCAGUUGGCGUCCACCUCAGUCCACCUGACACCCACAAUGAAACCAUAUACACGCGAUAUGCCCCGUUGCGGAUCAUGUGAUAACAUAUCGUUGUGAGGCGAUACUUGUUGAGCAGCUUCUUCUCCCUCUGUUUGAGUUUGUCCUCGACGUAUCGCUCGAUCAGGAGAGCACGGCCGUGGUCACUCAGCGACAUCGUUGCUGCCUGCACACGAACGAAGGUGCAAAUACGUAUCACCCGAAUUCCCUCCUUAACGGCCCAUACGUUGUCGGCUCACUUUGUGCUUGUCUGAGCUUGUGUGCAGGGCGACUUUGACAGCCUGACCACACACAGAAGACGUGCACAAAAUGUGCUUUCAUCUGUGAAGUUGCAAGUGCUCACAUCGAUGACGGCUCCCUGUCCAGCACUGACACGCACAGCAAGGCUGCUCCUGGAAACAUACGCAUUCAUUCGUUCGUUCAUUCCCGUAUGGACGGCGAUUCGCGAUGGUGCGUACUUGUACUUGACGAGGUACCACACGAAGAUCUCCAAAUGCUCGGCCAUGGUGCACGUGCUGUUCUGACGAUCGCUGCCCACUCCCUGCACACACAUAUACACAUGCAUCCCCUCGUGUGUGACACAUUCAUGUAUACACACAUCGAUACGUACAUGGUGUGUGAGGAACUUGCGUAUGUCGUCGCGUGAGAGCAGGAUGGCUUUGCCCUCGCCGUCCGUCAGCAGAGAGUCCGACCACUCGCAGCAACGGUCCUGUGCGCCACAACACAACACAACAACAACACAACACAACGCAACGCAAUACAUACGCGCGCAUCAUAUUUUGGUGCGUAUGGAUGGGUGGGUGCAUUGCCUACCGUGGAGGCGAGUAGGUCUGCUUCGAGCCCCUGAGCAAGCUCCUGCGCACACGACAAAUACACGCAUACACAAUGGACAGUACGCGCCCAGUAUCUCUCUCUGCUACUCAUGAUUACGACUUGCAUAUACCUCAAGCACACUGAUGACCACCAUCCGCUCACUUUCGUCCACCGUGACACGGCUAUCCCGGCUCGUAUGGCCACUCUGUAGGUAUGCAAGAAUGUACAACACACAAUAUGUGCAGAUAUCAAUCGCACGUGUGCCCAUGCGUACCACGUAUGAAGCAGCAGCGGUGAUAAUGCCAAGUCCUCCGAAGACAACGUGACUCGUCACACCUGGUGAAGAUGCGCACAUCAGCCCUCCCUCCCUCCCUCCCUCCCUCCCCUCUGCGUGCAAAGAUGUCCACAAACAUACCAGCGAUCGAGCGCAUCAGCGACGGCUGAGGCGCUGCAUCUCCCGGCUGCCAGUGCUUGGGUUGCUGCACAUACACGUAUUGCGCGCAAUCAUGGCGAUCGCAUAAAUGAAUGAACGAAUGUGUGGUGCAUGUAUGGGCACCGAUUCGGGCAAGGCGGUUGACAUGGGUACGAUGCUCCUAUCCCGACAGAGGCGCGCCAAGAGAGCCGGCAGGCCUGGCGGUGGUGUGCAUACGCAUCUGCACCCUGCCUCAAGUAUGUGCUUAGAUGUCUGCUUACCCUGCGGCACGAUGGGGAACUUCUCUCUGUGCUGUUUAAACAGCUGCACCAGCUGCUUGGCAGAUAUUGCCAGAGAGGACCUGCACGCGCCAUGCAAAGCACCACGCCACACAAAAAGAUGGGCGCACGUGAUUGUUAAAGGGUCGUCUGCGUACUUGCAUUUGACCACGCUCUCCACGCCGCGCUGCCAAUACGCCACCAUUGCCUGCUCGUGGGGCUUUGGACACCAACCACAAAGACACAUACGCACACAUGCACUCAUGGCCGAACGCAUUCAUGUACAGAUCUGCCAUGCCGGCUUCACCGAAGUGCAAGCAGGCGCACCUUGUCAUUGAACGUGCCGAAUAUUUCCUGCAGGUGCGAUGGCUCGUCGCAGCCAAAGGCGCCGUACACAUCAUCCAUCGACGUGGGCUGUCUGCGCGAGGAGGAAGAAUCCAUGUGCUGAAUCGGAGCCUUGAGGACGUCUCGUCCGGUGGCGUAGGAUCCCCCGAGCGGCUCGCGUGAGCGGUGAGGACUCCAUCGGGAGUGCGCACCGCCGGG